This is a messenger RNA of Xenopus laevis (African clawed frog), 8675 nucleotides long. RefSeq lists its product as uncharacterized. NCBI's taxonomy places the organism in Eukaryota, Metazoa, Chordata, Amphibia, Anura, Pipidae. The record is from RefSeq and is a predicted model, not a curated record. Bases 3235 to 4377 code for a protein of 380 amino acids. The transcript is spliced from 2 exons.
AACCCCUUCCACCAAUCAGGAUGGAUGCUUCAUUAAGACAUCACAGCUGAGUGUAUCAUUCUAAAAAUCUAAAACAGUGAUUAAGAUGUUCUCAUGUCUAUGAUAUGCCCCUUAUUGAUUAGCAUAUAUCGAAUCACCCCUUGUGCGGCCUUUAGUGACUAAAAAUAAUUCAAUCUAGAAUGAACUAGUGUCAGAAUUAAAACCCACUGUGUAUGUAAAAUCACAUUCAUAUUUAAAUAGUGUUAUCUGUUAAAAAAAAUUGCACAUAAAUGCAACAACAAAAAGACCAUCUAAAUUAUCUAGAACAUAUUAUUGUCACUUGCAUACACUAUUAGUUACUGCAAUUAUAUGCCUAAACGCAUUAUGGAAAGGAAUCUGCCAGCACGAACAUUAACCUAAUAUGCUAAAUCUAUAUAAUCAUUUCCAAUAUAAUGUCCAUCAACAUCAAGUUUAACUAGGGGAUAUGUCUUAUAUAUAGCUAGCCAAAGAGUACAUUUCAGUCAGCGCUCUAGGGGCCACUGUAUCAAGGGUCCGCAUCCACUUAGCUUCACACUGCAAUAAUAAUUUAGAUCUAUCUCCACCUCUCCGUGGGGGAGGAAUAUAAUCAAUCAAAACAGCACGCAAAGAAGGCAAGGGAUGUUUACAGGCCAAGAAAUGUGUAGCCAAAGGGGUAUCAGCCUUGCCCCUGGCCAAGGCUGCGCGUAUAACGGAGCGGUGGUUGUUCAGAUGCAUACGGAAUGUCAUUACACAUUUCCCAACAUAGUAGAGACCACAAGGACAGACUAUACAGUAUAUAACAAAAUCAGAGAUGCAGGUCAACCUAUAGGGAAUUUUGUAACGUCUUCCACUAUGUGGAUGAGAGAAAGAUUCACCAGUUAGUAAACAUCCGCAUGUCUUACACCCCACACAUCUGUAGCAGCCAGUUUUCUUAGAUCUGAGCCAUGUCAGCCUUAUCAGUGUGUAGAUCUGUCACCAUUAAAAGGUCCCUAAGGGAUCUGCCCCUGCGAUAUGCACAUAGGGGUGCCUGCAUAUGGGUGAAAGGCAAACUUGCAUCCCUCUGGAGUAUCGGCCAAUGUUUCUUAACUACAGAGUUAAUUCCUGGGCUUGCAGGCGUAUAGUCAGAAACAAACACCAUACUCUCAGCCACUUGUGUCUUCUUUUUACCAAUUGUCUCCUUUUGUAUUGAAAAAUUUGAAGCCCUCUCCAUCUUAGCGUCAAGAAACUCAAGUUGAUAACCCCUCUCAAGGAGGCUAUCCCGCAUCUCUACUGCUUGCUGUUUUGCUGUAACCAAGUCAGUAUUGAUCCUAAACACUCUCAGAAACUGUGUGUAUGGUAUAGUUUUAAGAAUGGAGGGAGAAUGGUAGCUCUGUGCAUACAGGAUCGUAUUACGAUCAGUAUCCUUACAAAAUAAGCUAGUACCCACCCCGUCUGUGGUGCGAAAUAUCCGCACAUCCAGAAAAUCCACAUUAUCCCUAUUAUAAGUAAGGGUAAAUUUAACCGGAGUGGAUAACGCAUUGAGCUCAGCGGCAAACGUUUGGAUACCAACAUGGCCCUCUUGCCAAAUAAUGAAGAUAUCAUCGAUAUCUACAGUAUAAUAAAAGUUGAUCAGUAUAUUUACAAUAGAUGUGUGUUUUUUCAAAAUGAUCCAUAUACAAAUUGGCAUACGAGGGGGCCACGUUGGAUCCCAUUGCCGUGCCAGUCUUCUGCAAAUAAUAAAUCUACUCAAAACGAAAAUAAUUACAAGUCAGCAACAUCUCCAGUAGCAUACACACAAAAUCAAUAGGUGGAUUUCCCUUAUGAUUUCCGCAUAGCGCUUCCCUACAUGCAGCUAUCCCAUCAUCCGUCGGGAUGAUCGUAUAUAAGCUGCAUACAUCCAGCGUGGCAAAUAUAGCAUCAUCUGGUAAAGGACCUAUCUGACCCAGUAUCCCCAAUAGUGAUGUGGUAUCCGCAAUAUAUGAUGACAUCUUAGUGCAUAAAGGUUGUAAAUAGCUAUCCAGAAAUUUAGCCACAUUCGAAAAUAGGGAGCCUCUCGCUGAGAUUAUAGGCUGACUAGGUGGCAUCAUGAGAUGUUUAUGCACCUUAGGGAGCGUGUAUAUUAUAGGCCGUCUUGGAUGUUCAAUCGUAAGAAACUGGAGACACUUUUCACUGAUACAUCCCAUAGUAUAUGCCAUUGCCAAAAGGGUGUCAAGUCGUUUCUUAUACCGUUCAGUUGGAUCAGUGGAGAGUUUCUCAUAGACCACAUCAACAGAUAAUUGUUGUAAAAGUUCCUGUCUAUAGUAUGAUUGUGCUGUCCCUAAUGCCAGUUAUUAUAUUCGUACGUGUUUGGUAUAUUCCUCACCUCCCCUGCUGUUUAAUGUUUGUUAGUUCAACCCACUAGCUGGGGCCCUCACCUGCUGUUCCUUAGUUUCAGUUGCUUUCAGUCAGUUGGAUAGAGCUGCAAAACUACCAGUUCUUACCUAUAGAACCCGUUGAUCUUUUGGUCUUUCUGAAUAUCCCUGGAUUAAAGAACCACCUGAUUAUCAAGCAGUGUUUUAUUGAGUAAACUCUCUGCCAUCAAUAUAUCUCAGCAAAUUUACGCCGUCCAAACGAGCGAGGGUCUCAGGAAGGGUAUCUUCUGCAUAAAUCGUGUUGGUGACAGAAUAGUAAGAACUGAGUAUCAUCCAGCAAGAUCCAUAAUCCAAUCUCUGCAGUCGGAUUAUAAUCUCUGGAGACAUUUGUGAGCCCAUCCACAAUCUACUCCGAGGUAACUCAAACAGCCCUCAAGCCACGUGCCUGCUACACUACAAACUGUAAGUACAGCAGAACCUUCCAGAGAACUGUAUCGUGUAGUGAAGAAUCAGCAUUUUCAGGAUUGUGCAGCGUGAAUCUGCUAUCAAGUUUAUUAUCCCAGCAGCCUUGUGUCUAUGCAUUGCGGGCAAUUAGCCGAUCUGCUAGCAAGUUGUAUUUCUGUGAUAUCUGGGUGCAUGGUGAAGAUCAGUACUGUCUGCUACCUGGUGUAUCCCGGGAUUUUACAAGUGUGUGUUGAACUGUACCGACAUUAAGAGCAGCACAUGUCUAAGAUCCAGCAUCACACAUCUGAGACAUGUGUGGACUAGUCUCAGAGAUCUCUCCUGCGUAGAGUGUGUUUCCCAAUAUCUGACUCUGCAAUCAGCUUAACUGUUUAGCUACCAGCUCUAUAGCCUGAAUUGGAAUGCUGAAGAGCAUCUUGCUAAUUCACUGAGUGAUUUGUCAGAAAUGGAUCCCUCACCAGAAACAGAGGAAUCUAUACCCGUUACUGCUGAAGCAGCUGACAUACUAGAAUCGGAACUGACCGCUAAACGCAGAAUCAAACCAUCUGUUAAACGCAUAGAAACGUAUGAGGCACGAAAGGAUGAAAUUAAUGAUGGUCUGUCUAACCUAUGGAAUAAAACAGAUCACUGCAUAACCGUCGCUGAGGAGACAGGCAAUACUAGACUGCAACUCACUGAUGCACUAAUAAGACUAAAGACUGCUUAUUCUAACUAUAAGAGACUUGCAGAGAAAUAUUCUUCUUUCUUGUCCAAUGCCCGUAUGAAAGAAGCAAUACAAGAGCUGAAUGCCUUUACUAUCAUGGACCAGCAGAGACUAAUUACUUUCCUGCAAACAACAACCAGGCUGGAGACCAGAAUCGCACAGUUACAGGAUAAUGCAUCCAAGGCCUCCACUUCCUCUAGAAGGUCUAAAGGACCAUCUAGAUCACUGCAUUCCGUUUCACAGAAAUCAUCCCUAAGCAGCCAGAUAAUAAGGGCCAGAGCAGAAGCGGAGGCAGCCAAGGUCCAAGCUCAAUGCAUCAAAAGGGAAGCGGCGCUCAAGGCACAUAUAGCAAACACUCAAGCAGAGGCCGCUCGCAAGCAGGCGGAAGCAGAAGCACAGCUGGAAGUCCUCCAGAAGGAAAGAGAGGCAGCAGCAGCCAUCGCAAAACUAAAUGUUCUAGAACAAGCCUUUGAAGAGGAAGAGCUGGAAGUGGAUCGUCCUUGUCUGACAACCCCAGCAGACCCAGUCAUGAGAACUUUACGGUUUGUCUUAGAUCAAGAAGUCAGAGGAACGACCUUUCCUAAAAUCGUAGACCCUGCAUACAUUUCUCCAGGGCAUCGAAUCGAAGAUCUUGUGUUUUGUUCCAGAGAAGCUCAAACAACUGAAUUAGCCAACCCGCACACCCACCAAACUAAAGGGUCCAGUGAACCAGCUUAUGCUACAGGACACACCCUUAGAGAUGAGGGGGAAACAAAACCUACCUCUGGAUCCUAUACAAGGCAGCCUUCAUCUUCUCCAAACACAAAAUCUUUGUCCGGACUAAACCCAUCUGCAGCACCUUUCCCCCCUCCAUACCAACCGUGUGUGCUUGCCACAACUUCUUAGGUUGAAGUACCAGAAGUAAGAGCUCAUAUAAAAACGGAAAGGACUGAUAUGUCUGAAUUCGCCAAAUACAUGAUUCGACGUGAGCUCCUCAUCACUGGACUCACAGAAUUCGACGAUCGUCCAGAGCACUAUAGAAGUUGGAGAGCCACGUUCAGAGCAGCAAUAAAGAACCUGGACAUCGAACCUAUGGGAGAACUUGAUUUGUUAAUCAAAUGGCUUGGGCCUAAAUCAAAAGAACAAGCUCGGUUGCUCAAGUCUGUUAACAUUGAGGCACCAGCCAGAGGACUUAUUCAAGUGUGGGAAAGACUAGAGCGAGAUUAUGGCAGUCCCGAAGUCAUUGAACGUACUUUGCUCAAUAGAGUCUACAACUUUCCAAGCUUUUCCAACAAAGAUAACCGCAAACUCCAAGAGCUAAGUGACUUUCUCCUUGAAUUGGAAACAGCAAAGUCAGACCCACAUCUUCCAGGGCUCUGCUGCCUGGACACUGCUUAUGGAUUGUAUCCAAUCACAGAAAAACUGCCUCAUUAUCUUAAAGAUAAAUGGAAUAUGGUAGGCCAGAGUACAAGUUACUUCAUCGGGUUCUCUUUCCUCCCUUUUCCUUUUUCUGUGAGUUCAUCAGGAAAAUGGCUAUAGCCAAAAAUGACCCAAGUUUCCUACCUCCAGACCAAACCCAAUUUAUUACAGAACCUGCUACGUGGGAUAUGGCAGGACCGCGCAAGGAUCUCAGGAAAACCGUCUCUGUCAGGAAGACUGGGUUUUCCUCCAGUAAGCCAAUAGCCACUCCAGAACCAAGGAAGGGAAAACCUACUGAUCUUGAUCCUAAUCUAUCCUGCCCUAUCCACAACAAACCACAUCCACUAAGAAAGUGUCGUGUGUUCAGAGAAAAGCCCUUUGAGGAGCGAAAGACAUUCUUGAAAGAUCAUAACAUUUGCUAUAGGUGUUGUGCGUCCAGCGAGCAUUUUGCCAAGGACUGUAAAGCCGCUAUUACGUGUUCUGAAUGUAACAGUGACAAACACGUGACAGCCAACCAUUCAAGGCCCAAAAGGCAGGCUCCUUCCAAUGGUGACUUCCACAACUCCUCACGGAAUUACGGCGGGGAGAAUGCUGAGGAACAGACUAAUCCUGUGGCCACCAAGUGUACUGAAGUUUGUGGCAAGGAAUUGUGCGGAAGAUCUUGUGCUAAGAUAUGUCUGGUCAAGGUCGCUCCCGUUGGGCAUCCAGAAAAGGCCGUAAAAAUGUACGCUAUCUUAGAUGACCAGAGCAACAGGUCACUAGCAAGUCCCAAGUUCUUCAAGUGCUUCAACAUCCAAAGCGAAGCUCAUCCCUACACCCUAUGCACAUGCGCUGGCCAAAUGAGUGUAUCAGGGAGGAACGACCUUUCCUAAAAUCGUAGACCCUGCAUACAUUUCUCCAGGGCAUCGAAUCGAAGAUCUUGUGUUUUGUUCCAGAGAAGCUCAAACAACUGAAUUAGCCAACCCGCACACCCACCAAACUAAAGGGUCCAGUGAACCAGCUUAUGCUACAGGACACACCCUUAGAGAUGAGGGGGAAACAAAACCUACCUCUGGAUCCUAUACAAGGCAGCCUUCAUCUUCUCCAAACACAAAAUCUUUGUCCGGACUAAACCCAUCUGCAGCACCUUUCCCCCCUCCAUACCAACCGUGUGUGCUUGCCACAACUUCUUAGGUUGAAGUACCAGAAGUAAGAGCUCAUAUAAAAACGGAAAGGACUGAUAUGUCUGAAUUCGCCAAAUACAUGAUUCGACGUGAGCUCCUCAUCACUGGACUCACAGAAUUCGACGAUCGUCCAGAGCACUAUAGAAGUUGGAGAGCCACGUUCAGAGCAGCAAUAAAGAACCUGGACAUCGAACCUAUGGGAGAACUUGAUUUGUUAAUCAAAUGGCUUGGGCCUAAAUCAAAAGAACAAGCUCGGUUGCUCAAGUCUGUUAACAUUGAGGCACCAGCCAGAGGACUUAUUCAAGUGUGGGAAAGACUAGAGCGAGAUUAUGGCAGUCCCGAAGUCAUUGAACGUACUUUGCUCAAUAGAGUCUACAACUUUCCAAGCUUUUCCAACAAAGAUAACCGCAAACUCCAAGAGCUAAGUGACUUUCUCCUUGAAUUGGAAACAGCAAAGUCAGACCCACAUCUUCCAGGGCUCUGCUGCCUGGACACUGCUUAUGGAUUGUAUCCAAUCACAGAAAAACUGCCUCAUUAUCUUAAAGAUAAAUGGAAUAUGGUAGGCCAGAGUACAAGUUACUUCAUCGGGUUCUCUUUCCUCCCUUUUCCUUUUUCUGUGAGUUCAUCAGGAAAAUGGCUAUAGCCAAAAAUGACCCAAGUUUCCUACCUCCAGACCAAACCCAAUUUAUUACAGAACCUGCUACGUGGGAUAUGGCAGGACCGCGCAAGGAUCUCAGGAAAACCGUCUCUGUCAGGAAGACUGGGUUUUCCUCCAGUAAGCCAAUAGCCACUCCAGAACCAAGGAAGGGAAAACCUACUGAUCUUGAUCCUAAUCUAUCCUGCCCUAUCCACAACAAACCACAUCCACUAAGAAAGUGUCGUGUGUUCAGAGAAAAGCCCUUUGAGGAGCGAAAGACAUUCUUGAAAGAUCAUAACAUUUGCUAUAGGUGUUGUGCGUCCAGCGAGCAUUUUGCCAAGGACUGUAAAGCCGCUAUUACGUGUUCUGAAUGUAACAGUGACAAACACGUGACAGCCAACCAUUCAAGGCCCAAAAGGCAGGCUCCUUCCAAUGGUGACUUCCACAACUCCUCACGGAAUUACGGCGGGGAGAAUGCUGAGGAACAGACUAAUCCUGUGGCCACCAAGUGUACUGAAGUUUGUGGCAAGGAAUUGUGCGGAAGAUCUUGUGCUAAGAUAUGUCUGGUCAAGGUCGCUCCCGUUGGGCAUCCAGAAAAGGCCGUAAAAAUGUACGCUAUCUUAGAUGACCAGAGCAACAGGUCACUAGCAAGUCCCAAGUUCUUCAAGUGCUUCAACAUCCAAAGCGAAGCUCAUCCCUACACCCUAUGCACAUGCGCUGGCCAAAUGAGUGUAUCAGGGAGAACAGCUUGUGGAUUUCAGAUAGCACCUAUUGACAAUGAUGACUACAAACCUCUCCCCACGCUUAUUGAAUGUGCUCAACUGCCAGACAACAGGGAAGAGAUCCCCACUCCAAAUGCUGCACAGCAUCAACCGCAUCUUAAGGGCAUAGCGGACAAGAUACCUGCCCUAGAUGAGAGUGCUGAAAUUCUAAUUCUUUUGGGAAGAGAUAUACCAAGCGUUCACAAGGUGCAAGAACAAACCAGUGGACCAAGUGAUGCCCCUUAUGCCCAGAAGCUUGAGUUGGGCUGGGUUCUAAUUGGUGAAGUUUGCUUAGACAGGGUUAGAAAACCCUAUAAAGUGAAUACCUGCAAAACAAACCUGAUGGAGAACAGAGGUGAGCUCUUUGGGAAAUCAUGCUCAUGUCAUUAUCAGAUAAAACCUAAACCCAACACGAACCUACAGAUCAUAUGUGGAUCAGAAGAGGACAUUUGUUACAAGUCCUUAUCUCCUAACUUCAGUGGCGACGUGUACAACUUCUUGCAAAUCGUUUCUGGGGAAGGUGGAGGAAAGAAUAUGUAUGCCUAUUGCAAGGACGUCGCAAAUGGCAAGAACAGAAACCCAAUUUACAAGAAGGUGAUCUAGUCUUGUUAAAAGAGACUAACCGUAUUGGGUGGCCUAUGGCUGUGAUCACCAAAGCUGUUCCGAGCGAAGAUGGAAAGGUUCGAAAAGUAGAAGUAAAGACUGCCAGAGAUGGAGUUAUGAAGACCUUCUUCAGGCCAAUAACAGAGACUGUCUUACUUCUGCCCCUAGAACAUCUCCGAUGACUUCAAUGACAGAAACCAAGCUGAUAUGGACACUUAGAAAGACUUUUGAAAAGAUUAAGUUCAAUGUUUAUUUUGUGUCUCUUCUCAUUUUGUCUUUCAGGUCCCAAGGAUAAGCCAUCUUUAAUAUGGACAUUAUUUUGUUGUCGCAUAAUAUGCAAUUAUAAUUAUAUAGUGGUAUCUACAGAUACCAGACGGGGAGUGUGCUGUCCCUAAUGCCAGUUAUUAUAUUCGUACGUGUUUGGUAUAUUCCUCACCUCCCCUGCUGUUUAAUGUUUGUUAGUUCAACCCACUAGCUGGGGCCCUCACCUGCUGUUCCUUAGUUUCAGUUGCUUUCAGUCAGUUGGAUAGAGCUGCAAAACUACCAGUUCUUACCUAUAGAACCCGUUGAUCUUUUGGUCUUUCUGAAUAUCCCUGGAUUAAAGAACCACCUGAUUAUCAA